AUGUCUGAUCAAAACAUUCAUAUAAAUAAAUUCAAUGAACUGCGAAGUAUUUAUAAAUACCACAUUGAUUCAUAUAAUGCAUUGUAUCAGCUGCAAACUGAAAAUGAAGAAGAAUUAAACAAGAUUUACAAAAUGAUCAAAGCAGAACUGAUUGAUUCAAAGAAAUGCCCUCCCACAAAUAUUAUGAAUAGUAUUUUAGAGAUCAUUCCUUAUAAUAAUCGCUAUUCAAAGUCAUAUUUAUUUCUUGCCAAACUCAUAUGUGAUGAUUAUCAUGUCAAAGAUGUCUUUAAUGUUAAAGAUAUUUCAAACUACUUGUUUUAUAAAGAAUAUGGAAUUAUAUUAGACAAAAAAUAUGAUUUCGAAGGAUUUAAAUCUGAAAAUCUGGAUAUUCAUACAGAAAAUACAAUUUACAAAGCAAUUAUGUAUAAUGACCUAGAAAGUUUCAUCACAUUCACUGAAAUAGAUGGUUUUGAUAAAGAUCAAAAACUUAAAAGCAAAUUAUAUCCAUAUUCUAUGAAAAGAUAUUCAUUACUUGAAUUAUGCUGUUACCAUGGAGCAGUUGAUUGUUUCAAGCUAUUAAGGACGAAAUUCAAUUCAGAAAUAGCUCAAACAUGUCUAGAUUUUUCAUUUUUAGGCGGAAAUCCAGAGAUCAUGAGUGAAUGUUUGAAAUAUCAAAAACCAGGUAAAUUUUGCAUGAAAAAUGCAAUUAUUUCACACAACAUUGAUUUUGUUACAUUCUUGAUGAAUGAAUACAAUAUAGAAAUCGAUUUAGGUUCAUGUGGAUUAUUUAAUAAUCUUGAAGCGUUUUUAGUUUAUUUCGAUCAAACUAAUGAUGUUAACAAAUGCUUUCUUAUAUCCCCUUAUUUCAAUACUCCAUCUCUUUGCAAAUACUUCCUUUCAAACGGUGCAAAUAUCAACGAAAAAGAUGACUUUGGAAAAACUGCUCUUCAUUAUGCAGCAAAAAAUAAUAUUAUAGAAAUAGCCAAACUUAUUAUUUCACAUGGCGCAAAUGUUAAUGAAAAAAGAUUGUAUUAG
This is a messenger RNA of Trichomonas vaginalis G3, 1035 nucleotides long. RefSeq names its product protein of unknown function (DUF3447). The coding region runs from base 1 to 1035 and encodes 344 amino acids. The record is from RefSeq and is a predicted model, not a curated record. NCBI's taxonomy places the organism in Eukaryota, Parabasalia, Trichomonadida, Trichomonadidae. The transcript has a single exon. Gene Ontology annotation, molecular function: protein binding.